Alternaria hordeiaustralica is the source of this 471-nucleotide messenger RNA. RefSeq lists its product as uncharacterized. The coding region runs from base 1 to 471 and encodes 156 amino acids. The record is from RefSeq and is a predicted model, not a curated record. Lineage: Eukaryota; Fungi; Ascomycota; Dothideomycetes; Pleosporales; Pleosporaceae. The transcript has 3 exons.
AUGUCAGGACUACCACCACCAAGUGCACAACCAGCAAACGCGCAAGUUACAGAAGAACCUGCCAUCUCUAACCUCCGUAUCCUCCGCUACAACGUCAAAGAAAGCGCCGCAGAGAAUGCAUUGCAACAAGCACGCAACACCACAAUUUCCGAAUUUGUACUACAGAAACUUCAGAAACUUGAAGGCCUGAGCGUCCUGAAGAAGUCCAUUGACAAGAGCGUGAGACGUGUAGCUGAACAUUGUGAACGCGACGAAUUAGGCAUAGAACUCGCUCAGUCAGAAGUCGAGGCUAUGGAAGAAGGCGAAGAACGAAAGCACGAGGUGGAGAAGCUCGAGUUUAAGAAGAAAAAGAGAAUGUUUGAGUCGUUGGUGGAUGCUGCCAUGCAUGACGGCUUACAGAAGUUGACCGGUGCGGUCGAGGAAAUUGUGCGGAAUCAUGUGCCGAAUGAGGCCGAUGCUCAUCGAUCCUAG